Molecule: messenger RNA, 1037 nt
Organism: Zonotrichia leucophrys gambelii
Lineage: Eukaryota; Metazoa; Chordata; Aves; Passeriformes; Passerellidae
Gene: RWDD1
Product: RWD domain containing 1
Exons: 7
Coding region: 104-826 (240 amino acids)
Biological process (GO): cytoplasmic translation
Molecular function (GO): protein binding
Source: RefSeq, a predicted model, not a curated record
AUGCUAGGAAGGGCCGGGACGGGGCCGGGACAACGCAGGCGCGGGAGGGGGAGGCGGCGGCGUCGCGGUGCGGGCGGCCCAUGGCCGUGGGCGGCGGGCCACGAUGACCGACUACAGCGAGGAGCAGCGCAACGAGCUGGAGGCGCUGGAGUCCAUCUACCCGGACUCGUUCACGGUACUGUCAGAAAAGCCAACAACUUUCACAAUCACUGUGACAUCUGAAGCUGGAGAAAAUGAUGAAACUGUCCAAACUACCCUUAAAUUUACCUAUAGAGAAAAAUACCCUGAUGAAACUCCACUAUAUGAAAUUGUCUCACAGGAGAAUCUUGAUGAUAAUGAUGUCAUGGACAUAAUAAAACUGCUAGAGCAGCAGGCAGAAGAAAAUUUAGGAAUGGUAAUGAUCUUCACUCUAGUCUCAGCAGUACAGGAGAAAUUAAAUGAAAUAGUGGAUCAAAUAAAAACACGAAGAGAAGAAGAGAAGAAACAGAAAGAAAGAGAAGCAGAGGAAGAAGAGAAGCAACGUUUUCAUGGCACUCCUGUUACCAUUGAGAAUUUCCUUAAUUGGAAAGCCAAGUUUGAUGCCGAGCUUCUAGAAAUAAAAAGGAAAAAGAUGAAAGAAGAAGAACAAGCAGGCAAAAAUAAGCUAAGUGGUAAACAGCUGUUUGAAAUGGAUCACAACCUGGACACCUCUGACAUCCAGUUCUUGGAGGAAGCUGGAAACAAUGUGGAGGUUGAUGAAUCUUUAUUCCAAGAAAUGGAUGAUUUAGAGUUGGAGGAUGAAGAGGAUGACCCUGACUACAACCCUGUUAAUUUAGAUAGUGAUUAGACUUAUUUGAACUGAUUCUGUCAUCAAUAUGGACAUAUGUAAGGAGAGAGGGCAGGCAGGAAAGCCACAGCAUCUGUGGUUUUAGUAAUGUGUAUUGUUUUUCUUUUUUCCUAAUUUUUUUUUCCAAAGAAAAAAACCAACAUUUUAAAUCCAGGAGAAUGGUCUUCUGAUGACUUUCACUAUAAAUAAAUUUACUUUAAUAUUUGAAAUG